CCCACCUCCGCCUCCACCCCCGUCUCUCCGGCCCUCCGCGCCGCCUCUGCCGUCUCUGCUGAUUCCUCUCCCUCUCCGCCUCGCUCCCCCUCGUUCACUUCCCGCGCAGCCCGCCUCGCCUCCCGCUCCCUCCUGCGUCCUCCCCCUCCUCCUCCUCCUCCUCCUCGUCCUCGUCCUCCCCCUGCUCCUCUUCCUUCGCCUCCUCCAGCACAGCCCUCCUCUCUCGCUCCUCCGCUCCCCUCUCACCCGCCGCAUCCCCGCGUCGGCCCGGCCGUCCGUCCCCGGCGCCGGCGAGCCCCGGGCCGCCCAUGAUGGGCUCCGUGCUCCCGGCGGAGGCCCUGGUGCUCAAGACCGGGCUGAAGGCGCCGGGGCUGGCGCUGGCCGAGGUCAUCACCUCCGACAUCCUGCACAGCUUCCUGUACGGCCGCUGGCGCAACGUGCUGGGCGAGCAGCUCUUCGAGGACAAGAGCCACCACGCCAGCCCCAAGACGGCCUUCACCGCCGAGGUCCUGGCGCAGUCUUUCUCCGGCGAGGUGCAGAAGCUGUCCAGCCUGGUGCUGCCGGCGGAGGUGAUCAUCGCGCAGAGUUCCAUCCCCGGCGAGGGCCUCGGCAUCUUCUCCAAGACGUGGAUCAAGGCCGGCACCGAGAUGGGCCCCUUCACCGGCCGCGUCAUCGCCCCGGAGCAUGUGGACAUCUGCAAGAACAACAACCUCAUGUGGGAGGUGUUCAAUGAGGAUGGCACGGUGCGCUAUUUCAUCGAUGCCAGCCAGGAGGACCACCGGAGCUGGAUGACCUACAUCAAGUGCGCGCGUAACGAGCAGGAGCAGAACCUGGAGGUCGUCCAGAUUGGCACCAGCAUCUUCUACAAGGCCAUUGAGAUGAUCCCUCCUGACCAGGAGCUGCUGGUGUGGUAUGGAAACUCACACAACACGUUCCUGGGGAUCCCUGGUGUGCCCGGACUAGAGGAGGAGCAGAAAAAGAACAAGCAUGAGGACUUCCACCCGGCGGACUCGGCGGCGGGCACCGCGGGCCGCAUGCGCUGUGUCAUCUGCCACCGCGGCUUCAACUCGCGCAGCAACCUGCGCUCGCACAUGCGCAUCCACACGCUGGACAAGCCCUUCGUGUGCCGCUUCUGCAACCGCCGCUUCAGCCAGUCGUCCACUCUGCGCAACCACGUGCGCCUGCACACGGGCGAGCGCCCCUACAAGUGCCAGGUGUGCCAGAGCGCCUACUCGCAGCUGGCCGGCCUGCGCGCCCACCAGAAGAGCGCGCGCCACCGGCCGCCCAGCGCCGCGCUGCAGGCGCACUCGCCCGCGCUGCCCGCGCCGCACGCGCACGCGCCCGCGCUCGCGGCCGCCGCCGCCGCGGCCGCGCACCACCUGCCGGCCAUGGUGCUGUGA
Molecule: messenger RNA, 1400 nt
Organism: Felis catus (domestic cat)
Lineage: Eukaryota; Metazoa; Chordata; Mammalia; Carnivora; Felidae
Gene: PRDM12
Product: PR/SET domain 12
Exons: 5
Coding region: 309-1400 (363 amino acids)
Biological process (GO): neurogenesis
Cellular component (GO): nucleus
Molecular function (GO): histone methyltransferase binding
Source: RefSeq, a predicted model, not a curated record